Messenger RNA from Trichoplusia ni (cabbage looper), 1287 nucleotides. RefSeq names its product high mobility group protein HMG-I/HMG-Y (gene Hmga). Bases 132 to 485 code for a protein of 117 amino acids. Gene Ontology annotation, cellular component: nucleus; chromatin. Lineage: Eukaryota; Metazoa; Arthropoda; Insecta; Lepidoptera; Noctuidae. Gene Ontology annotation, biological process: regulation of DNA-templated transcription. The record is from RefSeq and is a predicted model, not a curated record. Gene Ontology annotation, molecular function: DNA binding. The transcript is spliced from 4 exons.
CCCUCUGUACAGACGCCAGACAAGCGCCGGUUCGCUGCCCGCCCGCCAUAAAUUCUCUUUGGCCCACUGGCGUUAUCGUUUGCUGUAAACAAUUAUAUAUAUUUUCAUAAGCUGUUCUAAAAUAUCCGACAAUGUCUGAUGACGGAUCGACGACUGUUGAGAAGAAGGGACGCGGUAGAUCAAAAUCCAAUGGAACACAAUCAGAAGCCAAGGGUGAUUCUAAGAAGCGAGUGAGACCACCAGCAGCUACCAGGACUAAGGAAUCUACAAAGUCUUCCGAUGAUGAGCAAGCUCCGGUAGCAAAACGGGGUCGGGGCAGGCCCAAAGGUUCUAAGAAAAAGGCAGCUGCAAAAGGAAAGAGUGCACCGGUUGAAGGAAGGGGACGUGGACGACCCCGCAAGGAACCUCCUCCUAAAAAAGAUGCUGCUUCUACUGAAGAGGAACAAGAUGAAGAUGAUGAGGAUGAAGGGUCUGAGGAGCAGUAAUAUGUGUUCUGUUUUCUGACAAAACACUUAUAGUGUAAUUUGUUUGUCAUGAUAACUCUUGCGUGUGUCUGCAAUACACUCAUUUUGUUGUAGAUCUUUACAUUAUUGCAUUUAUUAAAAACCUUUUUGGAUAAUAUUGCACAUAGGGUUAUCUUGACAGUACAAAAUUCUCAUCUGAGAUUGUCUACCCAAAUUUGAAUCAUGUGAGAAUUUAAGAUUAUGUCAAAUGUAAUAGUUGCUUAAGAGAAUACUAUCUUCUGUGUGAUUAAAAUGCAUUUACUCGAAAUAUUUAGGAAAUUAAAGAAUAAUCUCACUUGAAAAAAUUUGGGAUGACUUAGCUCUCCCUAGAAACGUACAACUUUUAAGAUUUAAUUUGUAAGGUCUUUUUUGUAGAGUUAUUCAAAUAGGUAUUUUGUAAUCUCUUGAUUUAUAAUUCAUACAAUUUUGUAGAUUUUAAUUUGACUUCAAAGUCAAGUAUUAUUUUAUAUAAUAAUAAAUAUUAUGUUCACUUUUCAAUAUAAUCUUAUUUUUCCCUUGAUGUAUUUAAUAUUUAGAUACACUUGUGACAUUUAUUGUGAAUGGUGUUACUUGAUAUCCGUAUGUGUUCUAAUUGAUAAAUCAAUUUUUGGUAACAUUGCUGUUUGACAAACUAGGAUCAUGUAGCGGUAUGGGUAGUGCCAUUUUGUAUCAACUUUUUUUUUAUAUUUGGGCAGACUGAACUUGUGUUUUAUUGACAUUUAUUGUGUGUAUGUGCGUGAAUGUACAAGUUUAGAGCAAAAUAUAAAUAAAUCUAUUAAAGGCU